AUGGUGUCGCAACAUGUUCUCGAGCUCUGUCAAGCCACCGAUUCAGUCAGCUCAGUCCUUGCGAGAACCCCCACAGAAGCGCCUGGAGACAUUGUCAAGCAGCUCUAUGGGCACUACAAAAAAGACGUGCACUAUGAACCAGAAGGAUAUGGACAUCGCUUUACCCCGUCUUCCCUUCAGUCGCUGAAGCUGGAGCUGGCCUUCAAUUGCGGUCGUUGGGGUCCAUCGCGUCCCAGUCCUCUCUUCCUACAAGCUUUUGCCGAUUCCCUGAACUGUUUAGAUGCAGAUCCCAUGUCUGGAGUGGUCUCCCCUCCAUUAAUUGGAUCUCAUGGAACAGUACCACUCACUGUCAUUGCACCGUUGGCAGACAUCAUCCGCCAUGUGUCAAACAUGAUUGUCCGCGCUGAGAAAGAGGUCUUCUUCAUCACAUGUUCGUGGUCCCCGAGUGUGGCACAAAGACUGGUCAGAGAUGCUCUGGUAGAGCUGUCGAGAAGAGCUGGGGAGAGGGGGGAGAGGGUGGUGGUGAAGAUGAUGUACGACAAGGCAUCGGCUUCGAAUGCAUUCGACGCCCAUCAAGCGGUGAAGCCGGAAGCAUAUUCAGGCAAGGCCAUUCUGUUGCCAAAGCCAGAAGAGAUACCCAAUCUAGAUUUCCAGGUCGUCAGUCUCCAUAGGCUGGUUUUAGGAACACUUCACGCCAAGUUCUGUGUCGUGGAUCGCAAACAAGCGGCCGUUAUGAGCAAUAACAUGGAAGACAAUGAUAACGUGGAGAUGAUGACCCAUUUGGAAGGGCCAAUCGUGGAUAGUAUCUACGACACGGCGUUGAUCACCUGGAAUAACCAUCUCGUCCCUACACUUCCUUCCCACAGCACGCCAGCAACUAAUGGUGGUCUUCCCACAUCCAAUACAGAGCCCAUCUACCUCGACCGAACACUCCCUCAAGGACAAGGCGAAAUAGCAGCCGAGGGACGGGUACAUGCAGAACGCCUUCCAGAGCACAUGCCAGGUGAUCCUCACUACGACACCACCAUCAACAGCGAAAUAAUCCGCAUGCAAGCCUGCUACUCCACCAAACCCCACGAAACUCACCUGCAAGCCAUAAACCGCCAACUCAACCUCGCAUGCAAAGACCCCAUUCCCCCCUCCGGCCCUGACAUCCCAGACGGCCAAGAAAUGACCCCCUACAUCACCAGCAUGACAUCCGCCCCCGUACCCAUGGCCCUAGUAUCCCGCCCCCCCUACGGCCCCCCCAACAGCAAAAACGUUUACGUCCCCCAGAACGAAGCCUGGCUCUCCCUAAUCCGCAACGCCACCCGCACAAUCUUCAUCCAAACCCCGGACCUCAACGCCGCGCCCCUGAUCCCCGCCCUAGCAGCCGCCCUGAAGCGUGGUAUCCAGGUCACCUACUACGUCUGCUUCGGCUACAACGACGCUGGCGAGAUAAUCCCCGGCCAAGGCGGCACCAACGACCAGGCCGCGCAGACCCUCGUGCGCUCCAUCUCCGCCGCUGAGCGCCAACGCCUGAAAACCUGCUACUAUGUCGGCAAGGACCAGGACCACCCCAUUCAUCAGUCCUUCAAGCAGCGCUCUUGCCAUAUCAAGCUCCUGAUUGUUGAUGAACAUGUGGGGAUUCAGGGUAGUGGCAAUCAGGAUACGCAGAGUUGGUACCAUAGCCAGGAAAUCAACGUCAUGCUUGAUAGCGCGGCCAUCUGCGCGCAGUGGAGAGAAGGUAUAGAACGGAAUCAGAAUACGAGUCGUUUUGGCGAGGCGGCUGAAGAUGGGAUUUGGAGGGAUGGGCAGGGCAGGCCGGGGACGGGGUAUAUGGGGGAUCCGGGGAAGAUGGAGGGGUUGAUUAAGGGGGUUAAGGGGAUGUUAAAGAAGGUGCAGGAUAAAGGGGGUUUCUAA
Molecule: messenger RNA, 1902 nt
Organism: Lachnellula hyalina
Lineage: Eukaryota; Fungi; Ascomycota; Leotiomycetes; Helotiales; Lachnaceae
Exons: 1
Coding region: 1-1902 (633 amino acids)
Molecular function (GO): catalytic activity
Source: RefSeq, a predicted model, not a curated record